AUGCAGGAAAAGGUGGCGUCCAGGUCGGCAAAACCCAGACGGGGUGCGCGGAGCUAUGAUGGAGUAUGCCAAGUCGCACAAGGCUGGACACGAGGAAUGGUCGUGGUUCAAGAGGGGAAGAGGAGUCCUGUGUUGAUCUUACGUACUCCGUUCAUCACGAAGUCCAAGAUGACGCCGAGCUAUCCCCGCACGAAAUCCUCACCACCGCACGCCGUUGAAAGCAAGGACCUGCCCACGAGCUUCCGGGAUAAUGAAAACACGUUGCGACCACCACACGAAGACUGGGACGUGUUCCUUGAGCAGGAGCUGUCGGUCCAAGGUAUCGAUGAAGUUUUCGACCACCUCUGGCUAGUCGGACGGCCCUAUCCACCACGUUCCAUCACGAUUCAAAAUGUUUUGGGCAGAGAGCGAGUGCCUGUCCCAGAUGCUACCCUACAACUGGUCCGGGCAUCAAGCAAGAUAUACAUCAAGCCUUUACCUCGUUACCUUCUCGCCGAAUCAUUCUACGACCAGUAUCUGACCCCCAGCUCCAUGCAACGCACCGGUCCUGGUCGAGAUGGACUUGGUCUACUCUUCUCAUACCUGACCCUGGUACCAACGGAGACUGACUUCGAUAUGGCGCAAAAGGAUCACUUGAUGCCGUCCAUUCCCAACCAUUAA
This is a messenger RNA of Recurvomyces mirabilis, 660 nucleotides long. RefSeq lists its product as uncharacterized. The transcript is spliced from 2 exons. Bases 1 to 660 code for a protein of 219 amino acids. Lineage: Eukaryota; Fungi; Ascomycota; Dothideomycetes; Mycosphaerellales; Teratosphaeriaceae. The record is from RefSeq and is a predicted model, not a curated record.